Sander lucioperca (pikeperch) is the source of this 2910-nucleotide messenger RNA. It is a transcript of the gene rab5b, whose product is annotated as RAB5B, member RAS oncogene family. Gene Ontology annotation, molecular function: GTPase activity; GTP binding. The coding region runs from base 293 to 943 and encodes 216 amino acids. The transcript has 6 exons. The record is from RefSeq and is a predicted model, not a curated record. Lineage: Eukaryota; Metazoa; Chordata; Actinopteri; Perciformes; Percidae.
GGGUUGUUCUUCACAGGUUUGACAAUGCGUCACUCCGUGCGCAUGCGCCACUUUACAGGAAGCGUUAACGUUUUCUUUUACCAGCUGAUUUAGCCAAAUUGUCAACAGUCAAGCCUGCGAUAGCUGCGCUGCUGAAACGACAGUAUAUACGACAGAACAAGGAGCGAAGAGAGGUCAAGACACCAAUCGGCGAGACUUGACUCCACUCUGGAAGUGACUGACAUCCCAGAAGCACCCAUCUCCACCCCAGGGAGGAGGCCCAGCCCCCCUGACGUCUCCUACGCGGGCCGGUAUGAGCUCCAGAGGGAGUGGAGGCCGCACCAACGGCACACUACCACAAACCAAGAUCUGCCAGUUCAAGCUGGUGCUGCUGGGUGACAUGGCUGUGGGCAAAUCCAGCCUGGUGCUGCGUUUCGUCAAGGGACAAUUUGAUGAGUUCCAGGAGACAACCAUAGGAGCUGCGUUCCUGGCUCAGUCGGUGUGUCUAGAUGACACCACAGUGAAGUUUGAGAUCUGGGACACCGCAGGACAAGAGCGAUACCACAGCCUGGCUCCGAUGUACUACCGUGGCGCUCAGGCUGCUAUCGUUGUCUUUGACAUCACCAAGCCGGAGACUUUUGAGAGAGCCAAGGCCUGGGUGAAGGAGCUGCAGAGGCAGGCCAGUCCGAACAUUGUUAUUGCCCUGGCCGGGAACAAGGCCGACCUGGCAGAGAGGAGACUAGUAGAGUAUGAGGAAGCCCAGACGUAUGCUGAAGACACUGGCUUGCUCUUUAUGGAGACUUCGGCUAAGACAGCCAUGAACGUCAACGAGCUCUUCCUGGCCAUAGCAAAAAAGAUGCCAAAAACAGACACCCAAAACCCUACACAUGCAGCGCGACAUCGGGGAGUCAACCUCCAGGACCCAGACGCCCACUCCACUCGAGCCUGCUGCGGUGGGAACUAGACCUCCACAGCUCCCACCAGUAUUCCACCAUCCACACCACCACAGCCCUACAACCAUCCCGUCUCCUUCAACCAAGUUAAAAGGGGGUGGGCCAGACGCGGGGGGGGAAACCCAGUGUCCACUCACUCCCUUCCUUACCUACCUACCCUCCACUCAUCCUCCUGUCAGAGCAGACAGAAAUUCAAAAGGAGAGAAUAAAAAAAAAAAGGGAAAGGAAGAGCAAACCGAGUUGGAGAAGAAAGCCACAACGUUUCACACGUCUUGUGUCUCUUGACCAACAACUGAGAUUCUGCGUUUUGGAAAGUACGAGGAGGAGGAGGAGGUCGACUGAGAAUGAGAGGAGGAAAAUAAAAAAAAAAUAAAAAUAAAAAAUGUGGAAGACAUUGGCAAGCCUGUUGUAGUUUUAUAGCACUAAUUGUGAUUUUUUUUUGUUUGUUCCGUAAUUCUGCCUUGCAUCAUUUCAAUCACAGCCCCGAUUGCGUAGAAAUGCACAAAAACGAGCAGCACACGCCGGCGAGCGGCCAGGUAAGGAAAAGAGUAAUAGAAAGAAUAAAAGGGUCAAGCCAAAUUGUUAGGUCGUGACGGCUUUCUUCUUCUCCUUUGUCAGAGCUUGCGCCUGCUUGCUUUGCCUCCUCCUAGUCCUGAAUGGCACAGACCCUGCUGUGAAUAAUGCCACAUACUGAACCCCCCUGGAAUGAUCCCAUGAUUUGUAAUCCCUUCCCCCGUCCUGCCUGACCUUCCCUGGUAUCACUAGCACUGGCCACAGGCUCACAGUAGAUAAGACCCAUGGCACAGUUUGCCCUAACAUAAGUCCAUUUGUACGUAUUUAUUGUCCGGCGUUCUGACUUCUCUCUCUCUCUCUCGACUGCUUCAGUCGUCUCCGAGGCGCUCGUGUUUCUCCUCUCAUGUCCAGAUAGGAACUCAUCACGUGAGGAAAAACAUUUAAACUUUAAAAAGAUUGAUGAUUUGACAUUGUGUUUCUCAUUAAUACAUUUUGGUCCGACAGACUUGGUUGUUUUAAUAAAGGAAAAAACAGAAAAAAAAAAAGAUUGCUGAAGUGCCGUGUUCCUAAAAACAGUUUGGGGUUUCAGUGGAAAAAUGUGUCUGUGGCUCUUCACAGCAACAAUAUAGACUUGGAUCUGCAGUGUCUGUAGUCCCAUGACAUAAUAUUUUUGAUGUAUGAGCAGAAAACUGUUAACUCUAACUAAUGUCUUUAGCAGAAAACAGCUCUCUCAAAACAUACAAGUCGCAUACUCACUGUAUUUAUUAAAUGGCUUAAUCUUAUUUUUCCAAUUGUCACAAUGAGCGAUUAGGGCUUAUUGUAAUAGCAAGAAAUGUGGUAGUCCAUGUAUGGCUCUGCUCAGAUGAAAUUAUUGGCAUCAGAUGAAUGAAAUAUUAGGGAAGGAAUGGAAGGCGGGAGGAGGAUACGAAAAUGUGACAUUUGUAAUAAACCUGUACCGUGCCCUGUCGGAGAAAAUCAUCCCAUCUUGUGUUUAACGUGUCCCUCGUCUGCCCCCUUGUCCUAAGGUUAAGUUGUUGGUGAACAUGAAACCAUAGUGAUCUCCAUCUAACUUAAUAUGAUGCUCUUUAAACAAAUGAGUUGUGUGCUUGGUUGCUGUCCAAGGCUUUGGCUGAAGAAAAUGAGGAAGUGAAUUAAUGAAAACACACACACAAAAAAAAACAGAAGUGCCUAUUCCCAGUUUCUCUUUUUUUUUCUGUGAAUUAUGCGUUUGUGCUUAGUAGGCAAAGUGCAGGAAAACAUUUCCCUGACAUUAGCUUGUACUAUAAACCAAUAACUUGGCACUCGCUCAUUAGGCUAUUCUGUAUCGGCUCUUUGUAUGGAUGUAAAGAGAUUUUGUCGAAUACACUGUAUGUUAAAUAUUGUCUUAAAUUUUAAUGAAAGUGUAUUUUAGCAGAGCACACUUGUAAACAUGGAAUGGAUCGUUUAAAAAAAAAAAAAAAAAAAA